AUGGCCAUCUCAUCUUCCUCCACUUUCACGCCUACGGCACUUCGAAGAUGGGGCUGUCAAGACAAGCCGCUUCCAAAUGUUGAGCAGAUCAAGGAACUCCACAUCUACGACUUUGACAAUACACUAUUCAAUUCACCAUUGCCCAACAAGCAAUUAUGGCACAACAACGCCCUCGGCUCACUGCAGGCACCAAGUUUCAUGACUGUCGGCGGAUGGUGGCACAACCCACGGAUAUUGGCUGCGGUUGGAGAGGGCGAGGAGAUUGAAGAGCCAAGAGCAUGGAAGGGUUGUUGGAAUGAGCACAUCGUAGAGCUGGUACGGCUGUCCAUGCAGGAUGAGUCGACGCUCACAGUUCUCCUCACUGGACGAUCCGAGCACGGAUUCUUGGAUCUUCUCGCAAGAAUCACCAAGUCGCACGGUCUAGAAUUCGACAUGCUCUGUCUCAAACCCAGAUCGGGCCCGGACGGAGAGGCGUUCGACGAUACUAUGGAGUACAAGCAGGCGCUGCUCAAGCAGAUCGUUUUCACAUAUACCAAAGCUACAGAGCUACGGAUAUACGAAGACCGUCCGAAGCAUGUACAGGCGUUUCAAAAUUUCUUCGAUGACCUGAAUAGAAUCUUGGGGGAUAAGACCACCCCGGAGUCUGCACUACGCCCGCCGUUUACUGCCGCUGUCGUCCAUGUAAACGAAGAAGACUGCCACAUUUCGCCAGAAAUCGAAGUUGCUGAGGUCCAACGCAUGAUCAACGCGAACAACACCGCCGUCCGAGAUGGCACUGCACCCUCAGGUACCGUUCCUCACAAAAUCACCCGGUCCAUUCUCUAUACUGGCUACCUCAUCCGACCGACCGACUCCGCGCGCCUCCUUUCUCUCCUCACGCUUCCAAAGGACUGUGAUCCAAACGACAUCAGAAACCUCGCGAACAACAUCCUCAUCGCACCUCGACCGGCGGCGCCCCACAUUCUCAAAAGAGUCGGCGGUAUUGGCGCACAGCAGCGCUGGCGCGUGACAGGUUAUGCACACAUGUCGAACAGGGUAUGGGCCGCAAGGGUAGAACCACGGCCACCGAACAGUGUUGUCUACACCGAGAAUAGAACGCCAUAUGUCGUGCUGGCGACACGCAAACAGAGCAAACCCAUCGAAGCGAACAUGAUCCGGAAUUGGCAGCCCGUGAGCGCCGAGCAGGCGAUUGAAUUUGAGACUGUCGUGGGGGAGAAAAUUCUAUUGAAAAUCGAAGAGGAGGAGAAUCUCGAUCACAUCAACAACGACAAAUCGAGAGACCAUCAUACAGGCCAGGCCAAUGCGAGAAAAGAUGGUAAAUCGUGGGGCAAUCGUGGCGGUCGAGGAGGUUCAAACAACAACAACUCUCGCGGCGGUCGUCGAGGUGGUGGGCAUGAUGGUCGAGGCGGAGGGCGCGGUGGAGGCGGGUCUCGGCGUGGUGCCUACCGUAGCCUAGACGACACCGUUGCACACGGAGGUUAUGGCUCGGGCGCUGGUGGGAUGGGAGGUGGUGUUGGCACUGACGCGAUGCAGUAUUAG
Dissoconium aciculare CBS 342.82 is the source of this 1539-nucleotide messenger RNA. RefSeq lists its product as uncharacterized. The coding region runs from base 1 to 1539 and encodes 512 amino acids. Gene Ontology annotation, biological process: box C/D sno(s)RNA 3'-end processing; rRNA methylation. Gene Ontology annotation, cellular component: small-subunit processome; box C/D methylation guide snoRNP complex. The transcript has 3 exons. The record is from RefSeq and is a predicted model, not a curated record. Gene Ontology annotation, molecular function: RNA binding; histone H2AQ104 methyltransferase activity; rRNA methyltransferase activity. NCBI's taxonomy places the organism in Eukaryota, Fungi, Ascomycota, Dothideomycetes, Mycosphaerellales, Dissoconiaceae.